GAUCUAUUCGCGCGAACUACUUCAACCUUUUACUCCAACACUUUUUUAAAAUAUUACCACUAACUACAUAACUCACCAUGGUCACCGCAUACUACCACGACGACAAGGAUACCCCCGAGAACUUCACCGACGCACACAACUCAGGUGAACCUGUGUCCCUUGCUGAACUUGAAAAGAUUGGAGUCUUGUACUACAAUGUGAAAACCACCGAAGAGUUGGACUCCCUUGCUUCCAAGCGUAACUACAAGAACAGAGACGUUGUCAACCUUAACUUGGCUGCCUUCAACAAUGAUAUCGAGGCCUACACUGCCAAAAUGAAGCAAUUCUACAAGGAACACUACCAUGAGGAUGAGGAAAUUAGAUAUAUUGUCGAGGGUGAAGGUUACUUUGACGUCAGAAACAAAGAUGACCGUUGGAUUCGUACCCGUUUACAACCUAACGAUCUCCUUAUCUUGCCUGCUGGAAUCUACCACCGUUUCACCUUAACGAGUGAGCUUAAGCAAGUCAAGGCCGUACGACUCUUCCAGGACGAGCCAAAAUGGGAGGCUAUCAACCGUGAUUUGGGCAAGAACAGUGCUGCUCGUACAGAAUACUUGGAAACCAUUUCUGCUUAGUUAAUUAUUCUUCUUCUUCUUCUCCUUCUUGUCUUAUUAAAUAUAUGAAAUGAAUUUA
[Candida] anglica is the source of this 672-nucleotide messenger RNA. NCBI's taxonomy places the organism in Eukaryota, Fungi, Ascomycota, Pichiomycetes, Serinales, Debaryomycetaceae. The record is from the annotation of a GenBank genome assembly.